This is a messenger RNA of Psilocybe cubensis, 4878 nucleotides long. RefSeq lists its product as uncharacterized. Bases 1 to 4878 code for a protein of 1625 amino acids. The transcript is spliced from 11 exons. Gene Ontology annotation, molecular function: protein binding. The record is from RefSeq and is a predicted model, not a curated record. Lineage: Eukaryota; Fungi; Basidiomycota; Agaricomycetes; Agaricales; Agrocybaceae.
AUGAAAUUAGCUUUAUCGUCAGUCCCUCCAACGGACAGCACCGUCAAAGAAUUCAUGGCAUCUGUGGAAGCAGAUGUUUCAGCAUUGCGAAUCAUCGAUGGUGACCUUCUGGACACAGCAACCUUCCUAAAACAAACGUUGAAUAUCACUGUAUCCAUCAUUGGCAAGCUUUCGAAGGCACACCCCCUGCUCAAUGUAUCGUGGACAGUCAUUGCUGAAUUGUACGAGGUCGUCAAGCGGACCCAUGAGGAGGACGAAUCCAUACAAGACCUUGCGAAGGUUCUGCACGAGCUGUUGGCCACGGCAAAUGAACUGCAGGACUUGCCAGUUAUUGCGAGUACCACAAAUGUCAUUGAGGACAUUGCCCGUCAAUCUCUCCGUGUUGCUGCCCUCAUUCAUGAUUAUGCCAGUCGGACUCUUGCAGGGAGAAUUUUAAGGACACCGCUAGGGGAGAUGAAAUCACGCAUUGAAAAAUGCCAAAAGGAUUGUACAUUUCUCAGGCAAAGACUUUACGGCAGGGUCCAUAUCGAUAACAGGCGUACGUUGGACGUCUUGAAAGAGCAUAUUUUAGCGGACAAGAUUUACAAGUGGUUAUGGCCAUCAGAACGUCCGAUAGAUAUUUCUCAGAAUUAUAACGAGGCACAUGGAAAACGUCAAUCUGGAACUUGCUUGUGGUUUUAUGAAGAUGAGAGAUUCUCUCGAUGGUUGGAACGCCCUGGAUUUAUCUGGGUGCAUGGGCAAGCUGGAAGUGGAAAGACUAUCCUCAUCUCCUCGAUUAUAGAUAGGCUCCCAGAACCAAAUUUGUCAACGGGAGUCGGAUACUUCCUCUUUGAUGCACGGGACGGACAAAUGGAUUCUCAGCAACAUAUGAAGUUUAUUCGCUCUCUGCUGUAUCAACUCUCUGACGCACGCCACGGUGGGAUUCCACAAGAUGUGGUAAAUUUGUACCAUAAAUGUGGGGCAGCGCAACCACUGGAUGACCAGUUAGAGGAUCUACUGCGCCGUAUUUUGGCUCGGUUUGAACGUGUGUUCGUUGUCAUUGACGCACUCGAUGAGUGUGCAGAUCGUCAUAGGACGCGUGAUUGGAUCAAGAGUGUUUUGAAAAUAUCAGGUGGACGAAUUCACCUUGUGAUCACCAGUAGGCCGGAACUAGACAUCAAGGACGUCUUUGAAGAACUUUGUGAUUACUCUGUCGAUGUUGGGACCGCGGAAAACAACACUGACAUAGCCACAUACAUCGACGAGCAAAUGCGAUUGUCCUUUACCAACCUUGACAAGGAAAGUCGGGAUGCCAUAGCGUCAAGCUUAAAGAACAAGGCUGAAGGAUCAUUCCGGUACAUUGCAUUGCAGCUCGCAGAACUGGAGGCCUGCUCCAGUAGAGACGAACUUGAAAAGGCUUUGAUCAACCUACCGGAAGGCCUGGACGAGAUCUAUGACAGAAUCUUGCGUAAAUGCGAGCGGAAACAUGUGUUUGAGCUUAAAACAUUUCUUCAAUUCCUGGCGUUUUCGACACGCCCAAUGUCGGUGGAUGAGCUUGCCGAGACCAUCACCAUCGACUUCUCCUCACCAAACUCUCCUACUUUCAAUCCUAAGAAGAGAUAUCUUGAUCCAAACACUGUACUGAAGCGAUGUGGUGGGCUGGUUACCAUUCUGGUACGCUACUCUUCUACAGAAACGUGUGCUCCAACAGUCAUUCUGUCUCAUUUUUCCGUAAAGGAAUACCUUAUAUCCAAUCGUAUCCGUGAUGAAUUCCGCACAACAAGGAUCCAGUCUCAUAACCAUCUCACGACAGUAUUAACGGUUUAUUUACUGGAAAUGGAGGCGGUGGAAGCCGCAUCAGAACAUCCUACAGCACUGGCAUAUUAUGCCGCACGCAAUUGGGAAGAGUACAUUAAGUUUGCCGUUAUAAAAAAAUCUUCCGUUCUUUUUGAAAUGGUCCUGAAGCUCCUCCGCCGUAGAGAUGGCAUGCUGCUCAAGUACUUUAACACUUGGUCAAAAACCUUUGAACUAGAUCCGUUAUAUGUUGCAGCACUUCACGGACUACAUCCAGUGGUUGAAAGCCUAUUAGAGGCAGGGGAGGACCCAAAUGCCACAUGUGGUACAUUGGGAAAUGCACUCCAAGCAGCGUGCAUCAAAAUUGAUAGGGACAUGGGUGGGGUUAUUUCGGACGACGAAGACACUAUUGCUCAAGAAAGCGAUUACGAGGCAGUAGUGAGUCUAAUACUAAAAAACGGGGCAGAUGUCAAUGCGGCAGGCGGUGAAUAUGACACCGCUCUUCAGGCAGCAUGCUACGCAGGGAAUCAACGUUUAGUGGAAAUGUUGCUCGAGAGCGGGGCAGACGUAAAUGCUCAAGGAGGUGAGUCACGGUAUGGAAAUGCACUGCAGGCAGCAGCAUACAGCGGUCACGAUGGGAUAGUGGCUCUUCUGCUGGAACACGGGGCAAAUAUUCAUGCAGAAGGUGGUAAAUAUGGCAACGCACUCCAGGCAGCAUGCUACAAGGGUCACCAAUAUGUGGUGCAGAUGCUACUGGAGCAUGGUGCAGAUACAAAUAUUCAAGAGGGGGAAUUUGGGAAUGCACUCCAGGCAGCAGCAUAUUGUGGUCACCAGAGAAUAGUGACUCUACUUCUAGAACACGGAGCAGACAUCAAUGCUGUAGGUGGUGAAUAUGGAAAUGCACUCCAGGCAGCGUGUUUCAGAGGCAAUCAAUGUUUAGUGGAAAUGCUACUAAAGCAUGGAGCAAAAACGACGGUUCAAGGGGGAGAAUACGGCAACGCAAUCCAGGCAGCGGCAUUUGGCUGCCACGACAGAAUAGUAACUCUUCUACUAGAACACGGGGCGGAUAUCAAUGCCACAGGCGGUCAAUAUGGCAGUACGCUCCAGGCAGCGUGUUGUAGAGGAAGUCAACGCUUGGUGGAAAUAUUGCUCGAGAACAGGGCAGACGUGAAUGCUCAGGGGGGGCAUUUUGGAAAUGCACUUCAAGCAGCAGCACAGGGUGGUUACAAUGGAAUAGUGACUCUUCUCCUAGAAUAUGGAGCAGACAUCAAUGCCGCAGGCGGUGAAUAUGGUAACGCACUCCAGGCGGCAUGCUACCAAAAGAGUCAACCGUUGGUGGAAAUGCUGCUCAAGAAUGGGGCAGACGUAAAUGCUCAGGGGGGUGAUUUUGGCAACGCCCUCCAGGCAGCAGCGUAUGGCGGUAACAACGGAACAGUGUGUCUUCUGCUGGAACACGGAGCGGAUGUCAACGCCGAAGGCGGCAAAUUUGGCACUGCACUCCAGGCAGCAUGUGAAGCUGGAAACCAAUCUGUGGUGGAAAUACUACUAGAUAAGGGGGCAGACACAGUUAUUCAAGGAGGCCUUUAUGGUAAUGCGCUUCAGGCAGCAGCCUACAGCGGUCACCAAGGGAUAGUCAUUCUUCUUCUGCAGAAUGGGGCGGAUGUUAAUGCUGCAGGUGGUAUAUUGACGUAUGGAAAUGCACUCCAGACAGCAUGCUUCCAAGGUAAUGAAUGUGUGGUGGAAGUAUUACUCAAGAACGGAGCAGAUGCGAAUGCUCAAGAGGGCUCUUAUGACAAUGCUCUCCAAGCAGCAGCAUACAACGGCCACGAUAGGAUAGUGGCUCUUCUGCUAGAACACGGGGCGGACAUCCAUGCUGUAGCAGGUAAACAUGGCAGUGCACUCGAGGCAGCAUGUUCUGGAGGCAGUCAACGUUCGGUCGAAAUGAUAAUGGACCAUAUUUUAUAUGUAAGUCGUCAGGGGCGAGAUUUUGGCAAUGCACUCCAGGCAGCAGCAUUCGGCGGUCACAACAGAAUAGUGACUCUUCUGCUAGAACACGGGGCAGACAUCAAUGCUGUAGGUGGUGAAUAUGGUAGCGUACUCCAAGCAGCAUGCAAUAGAGGCAAUCUAGGUUUAGUGAAGAUGCUAUUGGACCGUGGUGCCGAAAUAAAUACUGAGGGGGGAGAAUUUGGCAAUGCAAUCCAUGCAGCAGCACUUGGCGGCCAUGACGGAGUAGUGACUCUUCUGCUCAAACAAGGGGCAGAUGUCAAUGCCAUAGGUGGUCAAUGUGGCAGCGCACUCCAGGCAGCCUGUUGCAGAGGAAACCUGCGCUUGGUAGAAAUGCUGCUCGAGCACGGGGCAGACGUCAAUGUUCAAUGCGGGAAGUAUGGGAAUGCACUCCAGGCAGCAGCAUGCAGCGGUCACAACAGGAUAGUGGCUCUUUUGCUAGAGCACGGGGCAAAUAUUCAUGCUACAGGCGGGCAAUAUGGCAGCGCACUCCAGGCAGCAUGCUGUGGGGGUAGUCAACACUUGGUGGAAAUGCUGCUUAAGACCGGGGCAGACACAAAUACUCAGGGGGGACAUUUUGGCAACCCACUCCAAGCAGCAGCAUACAACGGUCGCAACGGGAUAGUGGCUUGUUUGCUAGAACACGGGGCGAAUGUCAAUGCGAAAGGCGGCGAAUAUGGCAGUGCACUCCAGGCGGCAUGCUUGCGGGGCCAUAAAUAUGUGGUGAAAAUGUUACUACAGAAUGGGGCAGACACUGUCAUUCAAGGAGGCGUUUAUGGCAAUGCACUUCAAGCAGCAGCAUACGGUGCUCACGAUGGGAUAGUCAUUCUUCUUCUGCAAAAUGGUGCAGUUAUUAAUGCCACGGGGGGUAAAUAUGGAAAUGCACUCCAGGCAGUCUGUGAAAAUAAAUAUCAUUGGAGUCCAACUCGUCGUGAGAAGGUUAUCGAGGUGCUUCUCGAAUACGGAGCUGAGGUGACCUCAUUGGAAUAUGCGACCAACAUAAGCAAUCCGGUCCUUCAACAGAAGCUCCUCGAUGGAUUUGAGGAUUACCAGAGAAAUUCUAUGGCGAUGUUUUGCCCAUCAGGAAUAGCAUGCGCGUAG